AUGGGAAAUAGAGGCACCCUUUUGGUGUUGCUCCUUGUUUUUUGCCAUGGUGUGGCAAUUACAAUGGGGUUUUGGAUGACAGAGGGGAAAGAGAGAGAAGAGAGAUCUGCAAGGGCAGAUAAAAUGUUCAUGAUGCAGAAAUCCAAGCGCGUAGCAAAGACUGAUGCAGGUGAGAUGCGAGUGCUAGAAAGCUAUGGUGGUAGGAUUUUGGAGAGGGCUUUGAACAUUGGUUUCAUCACUAUGGAACCAAGGUCCCUCUUCAUUCCUCAGUAUCUUGACUCUAGUUUGAUCAUAUUCCUGCGUACAGGAGAAGCAAAGUUGGGAUUCAUAUACAAAGAUGAACUAGCGGAAAGGCAUUUGAAGACGGGGGAUGUGUAUCAAAUUCCAGCUGGUUCUGCAUUCUAUUUGGUGAAUAUUGAAGAGAGUCAAAGACUUCACAUUAUCUGCAGCAUUGACCCCUCAGAGAGUUUGGGAAUUGAUAUUUUCCAGUCCUUCUAUAUUGGAGGAGGAGCCAAUCCAGCAUCGGUACUUUCUGGAUUCGAGCCUGAAAUCCUUGAAGCUGCUUUUAACGUAUCAGGAGCAGAUUUGAGAAGACUCCUUAGUAAGCAACAUGAAGGCCCAAUUGUGCAUGUGGGCGAUUCACAUGCCACAAGCAUAUGGACCAAGUUCCUUCAACUUAAGGAGGAAGAAAAACUGCAACACCUGAGGAACAUGGUGCAAGAACUAGAAGAAGAAAGUGAUGAAGAAGAGCAGCAAACAAGUUUUUCAUGGAGGAAGCUCUUGGAAUCUGUAUUUGGUGAUGAGAACAAGAACACAAGGGAUUAUUCUCGUAAAUCCCCUCACUCUUGCAACCUCUAUGAUAGAAAACCAGAUUUCAUGAACAACUAUGGUUGGAGCGUUGCUAUAGAUGGCUAUGAUUAUUCUCCACUCAAAAGUUCUGGCGUUGGCAUUUAUCACGUCAAUCUCACAGCGGGAUCUAUGAUGUCACCCCAUGUGAAUCCAAGGGCAACCGAGUAUGGCAUAGUGUUGAAAGGGUCAGGUAGAAUCCAAAUUGUGUUUCCAAAUGGAAGCAAUGCAAUGGACACCCACGUCAAAGAAGGAGAUGUGUUCUUUAUCCCAAGGUACUUUGCGUUCUGCCAAAUAGCAUCAAGGAAUGAACCAUUAGAGUUCUUUGGGUUCACCACCUCAGCUCAAAGGAACAAGCCAUACUUUUUGGUUGGUGCCACGUCACUUAUGAGGACCAUGAUGGGGCCUGAGCUUGCAGCUGCAUUUGGGGUGAGUGAGGACACCAUAGAUCGUGUGGCUAAGGCCCAACAUGAAGCUGUUAUUCUACCCACUCCAUGGGCAGCACAUGAACACCAAAAUAGGGAGAAGGUGGAUACGCUUCCAAAGCUUAUUAGGAAUAAGAUGAUUAUGGGUUUUUGA
This is a messenger RNA of Abrus precatorius (Indian licorice), 1425 nucleotides long. RefSeq names its product vicilin-like seed storage protein At2g28490. Lineage: Eukaryota; Viridiplantae; Streptophyta; Magnoliopsida; Fabales; Fabaceae. The record is from RefSeq and is a predicted model, not a curated record.